Messenger RNA from Cotesia congregata, 1619 nucleotides. NCBI's taxonomy places the organism in Eukaryota, Metazoa, Arthropoda, Insecta, Hymenoptera, Braconidae. The record is from the annotation of a GenBank genome assembly.
AUGGCUAAAAAAUUGACAGCAAAAAUUGGACCAUCAAUAUUGAACGCAGAUUUAUCAAUUCUGUACGAAGAGUCAGCAAAGUUAGUGACAAAUGGAGCGGACUACUUGCACUUGGACGUAAUGGACGGUAAUUUUGUCCCCAACAUGACCUUCGGCCACCCUGUUGUGAAAUGCUUGCGCAGGAAAAUCAAGGACGUAGUCUUCGAGACCCACAUGAUGGUGACGAAACCUGAUCAGUGGAUUGAACCGAUGGCUGAUGCGGGAGUUGACCGGUACGUUUUUCAUGUUGAGUCAGCUGAUGAUGUCAAGGUUGUUUGUAGAAAAAUUAAAGAAGCUGGCAUGAAGGUCGGAGUGGCUCUGAAACCUGGAACUCCGGUGGAUGUAGUAAUAGAGUAUGUUGACCUGGCAGACAUGGUGCUGGUGAUGACAGUUGAGCCUGGGUUUGGCGGGCAGAAGUUUAUGGAGAGCCAGAUGACCAAGGUCAAGUGGCUCAGGGAAAAUUAUCCUGAUCUGGAUAUUGAAGGUACCAUUUUCUUCCUCAUCUCCGCAAGACUGAUCAGAAUCGCCUCCUCGGUCCUAAUCGUCCUAGACCCUUGCCUCGGACAAGUAUUAACAUACUCUCCAAAAAGCAGCUUGGGAUCCUCCAAAUCCAGCUUUGGAUCAGCUUCAAGCGCCGCUUCAAGUCCAGCGAGUCCUCCGAAGACGAUCAAGCCUCUCCUGUAAACCAGCGCUCCAUCAUCCAGGUGAUCCACACUUUUUCCUUUAUCCGAAGUACCUACAAUAACAUCAUAGCCUUCCUUAUAGGGGCACUUUUCAAUAAUCUCCGACAAGCUCCUAGCAAUUCUCACAGAGUAUCCCCAGUAAAUUCCAUUUUCCUUGGGAGUCCUGGGACUAACAACCUGGCCCUUGAUCUUUUUGCCUUCAAUCCCUUCCGGGAUCCUAACAGUGACCCUAAGGUUAGGACUAAUUGUCUUAUCAAUCUCAACGUCCCUUAACAAUCCGCAAUUAACUUGGGAGCCUCUUCCAGGCUUCAGCGGCUUGUCUACCACAACGCCCUCUCUGAACUGGCAAUAGUCGUUCUGCCUAAGAUGGUGCGGAGCAUCCAAAGGGUUCAACAAUCCUGCAAAUUGCAGAUCUUUGUGAAUUGGGAAGAAGUACUUCCUCAAGUACUGGGGACACUCCAAGUACUGAAGAAUCCUUGCUAAUUGUAGGCAAGCUCUUCUAUAAGCCAAAUUAGCACUAGACCCUUCCCCUUCCCCCUCGGUCUGCCAGGUGGUCUCCACCUUGACCUUCUUAGAGUGUCUUUCCAAUUCCGUGAUCUCACCCUGGUCGUCAAAGACCACCACUUCAUCUACCUGGUAAACGCAAGCCGCUCUUGCGAUUUGCCCAGCUAGGUAAGUCCGCAAUUCUUGGGACUGCGCGUUGUCUAAUAUAGACCCAGGAACUGCGAUUGAUAAAGUUGGAACCACUUUCUUAACCACCUCGGGUGCAGGAUUAGACUCUAAUUCUGGUGGAGAAGAAUUGGUCGGCUUAGAAGUGGCCAUUUUCUUCAUCAAACGCUCCUCGCGCCAUUUUCGACGGUUUUCUUUAUGAAUCUUGUUGUGCUCUUUGAAAUUCUU